AUGGACGGCGAGCCACGGCCGAAGGAUGAGAUCGGGGAGCGAUCUCUCAGCCACAGACGCGUCGGUCACUGGCCUCAGCCACCGCGCCGUCAUGUCCUCAAGCUUAACCUCAAGGCUGCGACAGACCACUACCGCUCCCUGGCACUCUUUCCGCGAUCCUCAAUUGCCUCCGACACUGACAAAGCACUACAAGACAAAGCACUACAGCGAAGGACUCGUAGGCGAAGCGCUCGACAUCUACAGAAACAACACGGCAUCAAGCAUGAGGGAGGAGGACCUUUGGAUCUGGAGCCCUGGGCACACCAGAGUGACACCACCAUCCCCACCCAGAUUCACGCCUCCGUCGGAUGCUCGCUCCAUAACCUGCACACGACCUACCUCAACAACCUUCUUCUACACUCGCCGCUCUCCGCGGCGCGCACCGCUCGUCGCGCUGCAGAACGUGUGGACAGUGCGCACGAACGGGACGAGCAACACGUACGACAGCGGCUCCAGCGGAAGAUCGGGCACCGCGGUCGUGCAGAACCGACUCUCGAGGGGAACGCGUGGGUGUACCGGUACUGUCGCGAGAGCGGGAUCCAGUACCAAUCAUUCUGGACCCUUUCCGGCUCGCCAUCCCUCCUCACCCACUUCAAGUCGAUAGUAUGCAGGACACGAGCGAUGACUGUCGCAUAG
Fomitopsis serialis is the source of this 675-nucleotide messenger RNA. RefSeq lists its product as uncharacterized. Bases 1 to 675 code for a protein of 224 amino acids. The record is from RefSeq and is a predicted model, not a curated record. The transcript is spliced from 6 exons. Lineage: Eukaryota; Fungi; Basidiomycota; Agaricomycetes; Polyporales; Fomitopsidaceae.